UGCAGCAGCACCUCGGACUGGAAGCCUCUCAGCUGGAGUCGAUUUUUUAUACUUACUGGACUUCAUAAUAUCUACUACUACUACUACUAGUAUACUACACUGUAUUUUAUAGCCAUCAUGUCGCAUACUGUAGUCACUACUUCUACUACUACAACUACAAGUAGGUCCGGUACCGCAGGUUGUCUGAAUCUGGGUUACAGCCUCUCCACACCCGGGAUACUGAAAAUAGCGCAAAUGGUGGCCCUGCUGAUCGCCUUCCUCUGUGUUCACCUUGCACGGGCUUGGACUGCCUGGUCGGCCUUUUGUUAUUUUGAGGUGGUCACGCUGUGGUUCCUUAUAGCCUUCCUCAUCUUCUUCCUCUUGUACAUCUUCAGACUUCAGGGCAAAAUCCCCUGCAUCAACUGGGUCCUCACUGAGUUUCUGCACUAUGCCGUUGGCACCAUCCUCGUCUUCAUCGCCUCCAUCGUGGUGGCUGUGAAGAGCAGUGGGUUGUCAGAGCUGGUGGCCGGCUCGGUUUUUGGCUUCAUAGCGACCUUCUUGAUGGCUCUGAGUCUGUGGAUGUCGUACAAAGUGACCUUCAGCUCCCAGCAGACAGGUGCAGCCGUGUAAACGGGCACCAGACAGGAAGUGACCAGAUAUUUCUGUCAUUGAACUUCCUGGUGUGUUUGGUCAUUUCCUGUUUCUGAUGCUUGUUCACCGAAACGAACAGAGGAAACCCAAAGCUCUUCGAGUAGCAGGACUGAUCCUCAACCAGAGGCUUCAGUUUUGGUCAUGGUCACGAAAGCUCGGUUCUUCUGCUCUGACAGGAUUGAUAAACAGAAACGACAGAGAAAGAGCGGCUUUUGUGAUGAUGUUGUUGUUUCGUAGAUCAACCGGGAAGUUAGCGCUACCGUGGGUUCUUUCAGCUCUGGUUCUAAGGGGAAAGGAACUGAGUUUUUGGUUGAACAAGCUCAAAGGAGGAUUCCUUUUAGCCGUGCAUAUCAGUUAUGACAGCAUUUUACUCAUGGACUUCAUUGUGGAGAUUGUGGACAUGGGACCACCACUAGACACGGCUUUACAAUGGAGUCUAAUGAGGCAAUUGAACAAGAGUCAAAAAGUCAGUUAUCUACAACUUCUGUAUUGUGCCGGCCGGGUAGUUUAUUGAUGGCUACUACUACCUACGCUAAGUAGAGACUAGUCAUUCCUGCAAGUUGAACCAGGAAGUAGAUCAGCAGUGUGAUCGACCAUUGAUAAUAUCGGGCAAUAUUGGGGGGACAGUGGCUCAGGAAGUAGAGCAGGUCCUCCUGUUGUUGGUUUGAUCCUCGGCUCCACACAAAAAUGACAAGGUGUCUCUGAGCGGGACAUCUGUCGCCUGACCAUCCCCCUGUUACCUUGCAUGGUUGAAACUGCCGUCUGUUUAUGUGCGCGUGGGUAAAUAUGUGAGGCAUUAUUUGUAAAGUGCUUUUGAAAAAAAAAAGGCACUGUAUAAUUGCAGUCAUUUACCAUUUGGACAUUUCAGAUGAUAACUUUGACCUUCCCCAGAUAGCAAAAUUGCUGUGGCCCGGACCCGUCCCACACCCAACACUUUCAUCUGGCCCCCAUACCGCGUGGAAUGAUGGCACUUCGGCGAUCCGCUCCUGUUUGCCAGAUCUGGACCAGAACCAAGCCAUAACAAUGCCGCAUGUGCCACAUAUUUGCCAAAGGUGGACCAUAUUUGUUUGUGAUAUUUGGGCCAUAGUCACCAUUUACCACACGGGCCACUUCAGGCCCACAUCCAUUUUGUCAGGGCCAGAGGAAGGCCAUCAUUGCCACAUCAUUGCCUGAAGUGGCCCACAUCAUUGCCUGAAGUGGCCCACAUCCGGAUGCUAUCUGGGUCCCUUUCUGAUAAAGUUAAUACAUGGUUUUGAUAAUUGGGUUAAAUUGGACUUGUUGAAACAUGUCUGACACUUGUGUUCAGUUAUCCACUAAGAAACAGUUGUAAAGCUCAGCGGUGUCCACUGGUGGUCGCGUACGUCCCAGAUCUCCAAAAUGAAGCCUGUGAGCAAAAUUACGUCAUAACAGAUAUGCACGAUGGCAAAAACUACAAAAAUAAGACACGGGUUCCAAAAAAAAUUGGAACUGUCCUUAAAGAUAUUUAGAUGUCUUACCCUAUGAGAUCAUCUCCACAAAUAAAUGCCACGUUUACUCGUUGUGAAGCAUAAAUUGGUGUCCGUUAAAGCCAUUUCUUGACCGCAAUGAUUUUUUUUUCAGAAUUCCCAGAAGUUUAGAUGUCGGAUUAUAUCUCCCAGAACACCCAAAUCUUGCAACCUGGUGCUGAUUAUAGACCAUAACUGAGGGUGUUGAACCAGAAGCCCGUUCAUUUUUGCUGUUUUGAGAGGCAGAGCCGAGAGAACACAUGGGUCCAAAAAAAAAAACAAAAAAAAACAAAAAAACAAAAAAAAAACAACUGACCUCCUGGUUUUAGGACUCAGGAACAGACUGCUUCAUAUAAUAGACAUAGUGGGAUUGAUUUAAUCUGGUGUUACAACCAGUACACUGCCCACCGGGGUUUAUUACACAGUGCUAUGCUAAAAACAGUAUUGUAUGAAAAAAAAACAGUAUAGCUUUUAAUUUUCUGCUCUUUUUUUUUCUUCUUUCGACAAUGAAUGUUAUCAGACCCACUGAGAGCAGAUGAAGGUUUACUGUGUUGUCUGGAAAUGAAACCAAAUUCGGUGGGGUGACAGCUGUUACCGCCCAUCACCAUUUAUCCUUACAGGAAGUGAAGGACUCUUAAAGCAGGGUGGUCCUACUUUGACGCUUUUACCACUCUGGUCUCUUUGUAUUUGAAGAAUAUAUAAACUAGCUUGCUCAUAACUGAUGCCUCUUGUCAUCCAGCUCCGUCAAACAUCCUGAAGUAACCCAGAUAGCAAAAUUGCUGUGGCCCGGACCCGUCCCACACCCGACACUUUCAUCCGGCCCACAUACCGCGUGGAAUGAUGGCACAUGGGCGGUCUGCUCCUGUUUGCCAAAUCUGGGCCAGAACCAAGCCAUAGCAAUGCCGCAUGUGCCACAUAUUUGCCAAAGGUGGCCCAUAUUUGUGUUGUGAUAUUUGGGCCAUAUUCACCAUUUACCACACGGGCCACUUCAGGGUCACAUCCAGAUCACAUGUUGCCCAGAGCACCGCAUCUUUGCCAAAAAAGGCCCACAUCUGAUUUAGCAUAUUUGCGCCAUAUUUGGUAUUAUACAUGUGGGCCACUUCAGGCUCACAUCCAUUUUGUCAGGGCCAGAAGAAGACCAUCAGUGCCACAUCAUUGCCUGAAGUGGCCCACAUCCGGAUGCUCUGUCUGGGAAAGGAGAGGAGAGAACACGCUCCUUCUUUAUCAAAGCAACAUGUUUUACUGCAACUUGUCAGAAAAUCCAUUCACAUGGUUCAGCUGAUUAGAUAGAUAGAUAGAUAGAUAGAUAGAUAGAUAGAUAGAUAGAUAGAUAGAUAGAUAGAUAGAUAGAUAGAUAGAUAGAUAAUUUAUUGAUCCUGAGGGAAACAAAAGCAUCAUCACAGCUUGCAUAAUCCAAAAGCAAAAUUAUAAGAAAAAAAAAACCCUGAAAGUACUUGGUGCCUAUAAAAUAAAAUAGAAUAAAGAGAUUUUAUAUAUAAAUAAAAGCAGGGUGGAUCAAGAGCAUUGACAUUAAAAAAUGUUUAAAAAUUCAGCAGAUGUGUAUGUAUAAGUGGAUGUGGCUGGAGGUUGACUGGUUGGUUCUGACUGAAAAUUGUAAAUAAAGGCUUUUUUAGCGACCCGAAUAUAGUUUACAGCUGUUGAUGUUUCCGAGUUGUUUUUAACCAGAUGAAAAAUAAUGACAUAUCCCCAAGUGAAGUAUGAAAAAUAAUACUGUGUUUUAUAGUAAAGUUUUUCACUUUAUUUUCAUUAAAUAUAGCAGCAUAUCCAGGGAAGCCUGUUUUUCUCAUUGCUGCUUUCUAUUCUGAAAGCAAACCAGCGAUUUGAUUCUUGUAUUUUAACGGUGUGCUGGUUUGAGGUCAUUUGAAAACUUACCACAGUUUUUUUCUAUUAGAGAAGUCCUGUGACAUUCCCUCUGCAUGGUGUCACGUGGUAUUUGCUGUAUUGGACACGUGUGGAGGACAGAUGCAUGUUGGGUGUGUUGGGAGAAGGAUGCUGAAGAUGGAGCUGCCAGGGGAGAGGAAAAGAGGAAGGCCAAAGAGGAGGUUUAUGGAUGUGGUGAGGGAGGACAUGCAGGUGGCUGGUGUGACAGAGGAAGAUGCAGAGGACAGGAAGAGAUGGAAACGGGUGACCCGCUGUGGCGCCCCCUAACAGCAGCAGCCGAAAGUAGUGGCAGUAGUAGAGCAUCAACCUGCUAUCAAUGAAUGAAUGAAUGUUUUCUAGAGGCCAGAUUUUUUUUUUAUUGAAAUUUGAGCUUUGCUGCAUUAAACUUUUU
Lampris incognitus (smalleye Pacific opah) is the source of this 4407-nucleotide messenger RNA. RefSeq names its product CKLF-like MARVEL transmembrane domain containing 7 (gene cmtm7). Bases 118 to 609 code for a protein of 163 amino acids. NCBI's taxonomy places the organism in Eukaryota, Metazoa, Chordata, Actinopteri, Lampriformes, Lampridae. Gene Ontology annotation, cellular component: membrane. The transcript has 5 exons. The record is from RefSeq and is a predicted model, not a curated record.